AUUAUUUGUAAAGACCGAAGUCAAAAUCCAAAUGUGUUGAUUCCACUUGCAGCAUGAAUUGUUUUACUCUUUCUUCUCAUUAUUUGACUUGUGAUUUUGAGCACUUCCCCCACUCAUUCACUUCCUACUUAUAAAACCUUCUCAUUUUCAUUGAAAGUCCCGUCCCCCAAACAUCACCAUGAAAACAGUUAUUCUCCUUCUUCUAAGCUCCUUCAUUCUCUCUAUCGGCUCUUGCGGUGGCCCCCUUUUGCUCCGCCUCUACUUCAUCCACGGUGGCCAACGUAUCUGGUUCUCAAGCUGGCUCCAAACAGCUGGUUUCCCCAUCAUCCUCCUCCCUCUCACCAUCACUUACAUUCACCGCCGCCGUCUCACCAACCGAUUACCACCUUCCACCUCACCCCAUAAACCCACCUUCUUCACCAUCAAACCUCGUCUCUUCCUCACCUGCGUGGUAAUCGGCAUCCUCUCCGGCCUCGACAGCUACCUCUACGCCUACGGCAUGGCUCGUCUCCCUGUUUCAACAUCUUCGCUAAUCAUCGCCACCCAGUUGGCAUUCACCGCAGGGUUUGCUUUCGUGUUGGUUAAGCAGAAAUUCAACUGGUAUUCGGUGACCGCUGUGGUGUUGUUGACGGUUGGGGCGGGUAUUUUAGCGGUGCACAGUGGUGGUGACAGGCCAGUGAAUGAAUCAAAUCGGGAGUAUGUUAUUGGGUUUCUCAUGACGCUUGCUGCGGCGGCGGUGUAUGGUUUUAUAUUGCCAUUGAUAGAGUUUGGUUACAGGAAAGCAAGACAACAAAUUACUUUUGGUCUCGUCAUGGAAACUCAAGUUGUAAUUUUACUGUUCGCCACUGGCUUUUGCACCGUCGGGAUGCUACUUAACAACGAUUUCAAGGCAAUUCCAAGAGAAGCAAAAGAAUACGAGUUGGGAGAAAUAAAGUACUACUUAGUGGUAGUAUUUAGUGCAGUGGUGUGGCAGUUUAAUUUAUUGGGGGUCGUAGGAGUGAUCUUCACUGCCUCUUCUUUGCUAUCCGGGAUUAUACUUGCAGUUCUAUUGCCAAUAACAGAGGUUUUGGCUGUCAUCUUCUACAAAGAAAAGUUUCAAAUACUCAAGGGUGUUUCUCUUGCCAUCUCUCUCAUGGGAUUUGCCUCAUACUUCUAUGGUGAGAUGAAGGAGAGCAAGAAACAGGCUAAAACUCCAAUAGCACAAUCUCAAUCAAUAGACAUUUUUCAAGUUCCUAAUCCGUGAAGGAACAUAAAUAAUUUGAAUUACCUCAAUUUUUUAUUGAGAGAAUUAAAUUUAUGAUGUAUUAAUUAAAUGUAGUCUUAUUUUUAAUGAAAAAUAAAUUCCAAGUGAAGAAG
Molecule: messenger RNA, 1356 nt
Organism: Carica papaya (papaya)
Lineage: Eukaryota; Viridiplantae; Streptophyta; Magnoliopsida; Brassicales; Caricaceae
Product: purine permease 3-like
Cellular component (GO): membrane
Molecular function (GO): purine nucleoside transmembrane transporter activity
Source: RefSeq, a predicted model, not a curated record